UGUAAACAACCGUAAACAACCAUCAGUAUAUGCCUUAAGCCUUACCAAUAACCAACCCAGAGUCAUGAUAUCACGAACUGGAACUCCAGUUCCGGUAUCCCAGAAUAGUUUAUCGAAUAUUCAGGUUGUAGUACGAUGUAGGGGUCGAAAUGAGAAAGAAAUUGCGGCCAAGUCUGCCAUAGUGACGGAGCUACCGAAUGAUCGAUACUCCAUAAUUGAUCCGUAUAUCACCAUCAACCAGACAAAUCAGGGUGUUAGUGGUGGAUCAGGUCAUGAGUUUAACAACUACAAAACCUUUAAAGUUGAUCAAGUGUAUGGGUCACAAGCUGAUCAGAAUCUUAUGUUUGAAAAAGUAGUAACUCCACUUUUCAAUGACUUCCUAAUGGGAUUUAAUGUGACUGUAUUAGCAUAUGGACAAACAGGUACAGGUAAGACCUAUACUAUGUGUGGAAAUCCCGAAGAGUUAAGUCAAGAUUAUGAUGAAUUAGAGGAUGGAGGAGUGGAAUUCAAUGAGAAUGUAGGGAUUAUCCCUCGAGUUUUAGUGGAAUUAUUCAGGAAAUUGAAUGGUGAUGAUGAUUAUGUAGUCAAAUGUUCAUUUCUCGAGUUAUAUAAUGAGGAUUUGAAGGAUUUAUUAGAUGAUGAAUAUGAAGAAAACUCUAAGAAUAUUAAGAAGAGGCUUCGAAUCUUUGAAGUUAAUAACAAUAACAAUAAUAAUAAAAAGAGUAUAUUGAUUCAGAACUUGACUGAGGAAUAUAUCAAUAGUUUCAAUCAAGGCUUUCGAUUAUUGAAGAAAGGAUUGAAAAAAAGGAAAACUGCAUUCACGAAAUUGAAUGAUUUUUCUUCAAGAUCACAUACGAUCUUUACCAUUAAUUUAUUCCGGAAACAGCCAAAUAGUUCUGAAUUAUUCAGAAUAUCUAAAAUGAAUUUGGUGGAUUUGGCAGGAUCAGAAAAUAUUAAUAAGUCAGGAGCCAUUAAUCAACGAGCCAAAGAAGCCGGAUCAAUUAAUCAAAGUUUAUUAACUUUGGGGAGAGUCAUUAAUUCAUUGAGUGAAUUGAAUAGUACUACUAACACCAGUACCAAAAAGGAUUUAAGUCAUAUACCAUAUCGAGAAUCCAAAUUAACAAGAUUAUUACAAGAUUCAAUUGGUGGAUCAACCAAAACAACUUUAAUUGCUACUAUAUCUCCUGCUAAAAUAAAUAUAGAAGAAACUUUAUCAACUUUGGACUAUGCUUCUAAGGCUAAAAAUAUUAAAAAUGUACCUAUAAAUGGUCAAGAUUGUGAAUCUAUAAUGAAGAGGAUAUUAGUAAAGAACUUAUCUAAUGAAUUAAUUAAGAUGGGUUUAGAUCUUAGUUCUACGAGAUCUAAGAAUGGUAUUUAUCUUAAUGAAGAAAAUUAUCAAGAAAUUAUAGAAACUUCUAAUAGUUUAAAAUCCAGUCUAAAGGAAGUUAAUGAUGAGAAUACUUUAUUGAAAUUAAAAUUAAAGAAAUUCGAGUCAAUAAAUGUGACUAACCAGAAAUCAAUUAGAACCUUAAAUCAAGAAAUUGAAGAAUUAAAGCGAUUAAAUGAGGAUUUGCAUCAUACUAACAAUAAGUUAAAUACAUCAUUAGAUGAUAAAGAUAACAAAUUAAAAGAUUUGAGUUAUACAUUUAAUCAAUUCACUGAAAUCUUAAAUGAAAAUCUAAGCCUAUCAUUUUCAACAAUUGAACCAUUAUUAACUAGUUUUAAUGAAGCCAAUGAUAAAGUAGACGAUUCAAACAAUUUACUUAAAUCAUUCCAAAACUUUAAGUUCGAACUAGUAGACAGAUUAAAUACCAUCAAGCUUAACUUGAAUGAAUUCUCCAGCACAAAUUUACCUUCAAUUCUUAUAGAAUUCAAGCAAUUAUUUAAAAAACUCCAUCAAACCUUUGAAACUCACUAUCAUAGUUUUGAAGAGAAUGUUAAGAAGAUGAAAUUAAAUAAUGAGAAAUUACUCAAUUACAUUGCCAAUACAGAAAUCAAUAAUGAUAAAUUAGAACAAUUGAUUAAGGAGAAAGUUGCUGGACAAUUGAAGAAAAUGUAUAGUGAUUUCAAUACAAAUCUCAAUCAAUUAGUUGAGGAACAUCAGAAGUCUUCCUUACUAUUUGUUAAUGAUUCAAUUAAAUCGAUUAAUCAUGAUAUAGUAACCGAUUACCAAUCCAAAUUAAUAACAACAUCCCAAGACUGGAAUAAAGUCAAUGUAAAGUAUACCACCAAUAUAGAGAAGGACAUACAAGCUAUGAAUAGCCAAUUAAAUGAACCACCAAUAAUUGAAGAUUCUAAAGUUAAGGACAUAAUCCACCUUCAGGAUCGCAAUAUCAAUGACUUGAAACAUGUCAUGAAAAUGCUUAAUGAUGAGGAUACUUCUAACCAUAAGAAGAUCUCCAAACAAAUCAUAGACAUCAAUAAAUUCAAUAGCUCAUUACUUCUUCAGAAUGAUAACCUUAAGAAUGGAAUUAUUGAUAUAAAUAAGAGUUUACGAGUGAUUCUGAAUACAGUAGAACCUACUGCCACUCAUAUUUCACCAUCUCGAAAGAGUGUUAGUCCUACGAGAAGAUUGCUGCCAGCCAAGGAGAACUUAAAGAUUUCGUCCAAGAUUCCCAAACUUACGAAUCUGGAGAUGUUCCCACCGCUGAAGAAACGGAAAGUGCUACACCAAACUGAUAGAGCCAAUAUGUAAUAUAUAAUAUAUAAUAUAUAGUAAUUAAUAAUUAAU
Scheffersomyces amazonensis is the source of this 2731-nucleotide messenger RNA. RefSeq names its product Kip1p (gene KIP1). Gene Ontology annotation, biological process: initial mitotic spindle pole body separation; microtubule-based movement; mitotic spindle assembly. Gene Ontology annotation, molecular function: plus-end-directed microtubule motor activity; microtubule binding; ATP binding. The transcript has a single exon. The coding region runs from base 65 to 2695 and encodes 876 amino acids. The record is from RefSeq and is a predicted model, not a curated record. Gene Ontology annotation, cellular component: mitotic spindle; nucleus; spindle microtubule. Lineage: Eukaryota; Fungi; Ascomycota; Pichiomycetes; Serinales; Debaryomycetaceae.